Rhinolophus ferrumequinum (greater horseshoe bat) is the source of this 2200-nucleotide messenger RNA. RefSeq names its product single Ig and TIR domain containing (gene SIGIRR). The transcript is spliced from 9 exons. The record is from RefSeq and is a predicted model, not a curated record. Gene Ontology annotation, biological process: signal transduction. The coding region runs from base 826 to 2058 and encodes 410 amino acids. Lineage: Eukaryota; Metazoa; Chordata; Mammalia; Chiroptera; Rhinolophidae.
UCCCCCAGCGGCCCACUGCUAUUAUGGGCCUGUGUCCUCAUCCUCUAACGCCUUUCCUGGCCUGAGGCCUGUCCUCGGAGUCCGGCCUGGCUGAGGGGAGACCCGCAACAUGUGUGGCAUAUGUGUACACGUGUGUGCAUUGUGUGUAUGUGCCUGUGAGAGCAUGAGGAACAACAUGAGGCUGUGUGUGUGCCAGGGUGGGUGUGCGGUUCAUUGUGUGGGGGAGGUGUGCAGAGGCUCGUGACUGUGUGCCCCUGGAGAACUGUUCCAAGUAUGUGCUGUGUGUGCCAGCUGUGUGGACCAGUGAUGCAGGUGUGGGAGUGUGCCUGUGUGCACCUGGGCCAAGGUGGGAGCUUAGUUCAGGCAUGUGUGGAGAGGAGCUGGUGUGCAACAGACUGCAGAGGGAGGGUGGCACGGGAGGCCGCAGGAGAGGCCACCUCCUGGCCUCAUGAAGGUCCCAGGGGUGUGGGCCCACUGUCCCACCCUGGGCCAUCACGGUAGCCCUGGGGCAGUGAAGGUCAGCCAAGGGCCCCUCCCAGCCCUUGUGUAAGGUACUCAGAGUGAUGCCGUGCUGGCAUCCGAGAGGCAGCCAGUGCACAGUGCUGUCUUUGGCCAAAGUUACACGUUAACUCAUCCUGUUCUUGUUUAACUUGCUCCCUGGGGAUGGUGGCAGCCUCUGACCCAUCCUGGCACCCUGACUGACCCACCACAAGGACAGAGAGUGAGUUCUGCCUGGCCCUUGGGGUCCAGUCUGCUUGGCUGAGGAGCCCGUGGAGCCAGGGGUGGCACCGUGCCCAGCCUGCCCGAGGAGGCCCUGGACAGACCAUGGCAGGUGUCUGCGACAGGGCCCCCGACUUCCUCUCCCCUUCUGGAAACCAGGUCUUGGGGCCUGCCUUGGGCAGUGUGGCCAGCCUGAACUGCACAGCCUGGGUGGUCUCUGGGCCCCACUGUCCCCUGCCCUCAGUCCAGUGGCUAAAAGAUGGGCUGCCGCUGAACAAUGGAAGCCACUAUGACCUCCAUGAGGCCUCCUGGGUCAAGGCCAACUUGUCAGAGGUGCUUGUGUCCAGUGUCCUGGGUAUCAACCUGACCAGUGCUGAGGACUAUGGGGCCUUCACCUGCUCGGUCCAGAAUGUCAGCUCCUUCUCCUUCACUCUUUGGAGAGCUGGCCCGGUGAGCCACUUGGCUGCAGUGCUGGCCUCACUCCUGGUCCUGCUGGUCCUGCUUCUGGCCGCGCUGUUCUACGUGAAGUGUCGACUCAACGUGCUACUCUGGUACCAGGACACGUACGGGGAGGUGGAGGUUAACGACGGGAAGCUCUACGACGCCUACGUCUCCUACAGCGACAGCCCUGAGGAUCGGAAGUUCGUGAACUUCAUCCUGAAGCCGCAGCUGGAGCGGCGUCGGGGCUACAAGCUCUUCCUGGACGACCGCGACCUCUUGCCGCGUGCAGAGCCCUCUGCAGACCUGCUAGUGAACUUGAGCCGCUGCCGGCGUCUCAUCGUGGUGCUGUCGGACGCCUUCCUCAGCCGGGCCUGGUGCAGCCACAGCUUUCGGGAGGGCCUGUGCCGGCUGCUGGAGCUCACGCGCAGACCCAUCUUCAUCACCUUUGAGGGCCAGCGGCGCGAUCCCGCGCACCCUGCGCUGCACCUGCUGCGUCAGCACCGCCACCUGGUGACCCUGCUGCGCUGGAAGCCCGGCUCCGUGACACCUUCCUCCGAUUUUUGGAAGGAGCUCCAGUUGGCACUGCCCCGGAAGGUGCAGUACAAAGCGAUGGAAGGGGACCCCCAGACCCGCCUGCAGGAUGACAAGGACCCUAUGCUGGUUGUGCGAGGCCGCCUUCCAGAGGGUGGUACCCUGGACCCAGAGCUCGACCCCGACCCCGAGGGGGACCUGGGUGUCCGAGGGCCUGUCUUUGGGAAGCCAUCAGCUCCACCAUGUGCAACUGGGGUCUCGCUCGGAGAGGGCCGGGUUAGCGAGGUGGACGUCUCGGACCUUGGCUCCCGCAACUACAGCGCCCGCACGGACUUCUACUGCCUGGUGUCCAAGGACGACAUGUAGCCCCCUCCCCCCACCUGUGCCAGAGCCACAGGAUGCCAGGGACAGCUGAGAGUGGGACCUGGAGCCCAGCCUGCCUGCAGCCCUGGGACCCUUGGGGAAGAGGAGUGGUCCUUCCUUGUGCCAGAAAAUAAAGUCGUUUUGG